UACACAGGACAGAUCUCUAAUAUCACUCCAGUCUACCACAUUUUUGUUUUGAAUGAGUAAUGUAUAAUGAGUUUAAUUUCCCCCAGAGAUGAUCCAACGUAGGUGCUUAGUAGCUUGGGUUCAUGGUUAUAAUUUAUAGUUACCCAACUCCUGGACACUCUGACUCACACUGCCACCACACUUCUGCAACAAUCAGCAGCUCCUCAGCCUUCAUUUCCUUUUCUUCACUGUACAGCCCUGCCUUGGCAAGGCACGACCACUUCAACUACAAACCACCAUCGGUUCUAACUGAAGGAGUCUCUCCUUCCAGAAGGUCUUCCUUACAACUAGCAAAUGCGACCCACCAACGCCUAAUUAAUAUCAAGACGUGUGGAAUGGAAGGGAAGAUCAACAAGAAGGAAACUGCCUGUGAAGGAAAAUGCAACAUUACAGAAGUUUUGCAUAAAGGCAAGAACUGCAAGUCGUCCGUGAUCACUAUUAAUGUAGGUGGGCACCUUUACACAACACAGAGAUCUACUUUAACCAAAUACGCCGAUUCCUUACCAGAAGCUUUGGUGAAUGGCAAAAUUCAGAAUACUGUUGAUGCUGAUGGGAAUUAUUUCAUAGAUCGUGAUGGCACACUGUUCAGGCAUGUCCUCAACUUCCUGCGAAAUGGCGAGCUUCUCUUACCAGAAGGAUUUCAAGAGUUUCAACUUUUGGCAAAGGAGGCAGAAUUCUAUCAAAUAAAGCCUCUGACAGAUGCUCUGACAGCCAAGUCUGUGAGCAUGCGGGAAGGGUCAGCAACAACAUUCCUGGAAAUAAUCGACAGCCAUGACCGCACUCAUGGUCUCAGAAUCUACUGCAAUGCUUCAGAUUUCAUAACAAGAGUAAAAACACGCAUUAUUCAAGUGUCAAAAAGCCGCCUAGAUGGGUUUCCUGAGGAAUUUGUAGUGUCAUCACAUGCCAUCCAGUUUAAGUACUUCAUUAAAUCAGAAAGUGGUGCACGGCUUGUCCUAAAAGAAGAUAACACCUUUAUAUGCACGCUGGAGACCCUAAAGUUUGAGACUGUUAUGAUGGCUUUAAAGAGUGACUUCAAGUUACUGACCAGCUUGGAUAGUUCCAAAGGAUCAAUUGUUCAGAGUGAUGCACUUCAUUUUCUGAAGUAAAUUUGGCUUUACAAAUAAUACAGAAGCGUGCUGCACAUCACAGUAACAAACACUGAGGUAACAAGGAUUCUUUUGCCAUUAUAAGAUGAUGGUAAAAAAAAGGCUGCUUGGUAGAUUAACAUAAUGAUGUAAUAUACUAUGCACCACUAAAUUGCAAAACAGAAUUCAAAGCACCCGAUUACAUUAUAAAAGUUCCAAUUUGUCCACAAGCAUCUUAUUCCAUCAUAACACUUCCACUUGUCAUUGGCUUGCUUUGCUGAUUAAGAGUAUAAAAUAAAUAAAUUUAGAUCAUGUAUUACUGGAACAUUCUGUACAGUAAAAAAACAAAACUUCAUCUCAAAAACUUUCAUAGCCUCAAUCUUCGAAAUAUCUACAGUAAUAUUUCCAACAUCGAUUUCUCCAUGUCUUCAGCAUGAAACAUUUCAGCAAAAUAUUCUAGGCUCACGAGGUGAUAUGCAAGUUACUAUCACAGUACUUUACGUCUUGGAAACUAUUCAGCUUUAACCAUUCGGCUCUGAGUAACAAUGCUCAGUAAAGUAGCUAUAAUGCCUCACAGUUUCAUUAAUUGCAGAUUGAGACAGUGAAAUUAAUUCUAGAUUACUCCAGCAGAGCUACAAUGUGCUGGCACUGCCCCAAUAGGCUGAUCUGCUUCAGUGUGUGUUGUACAGCUCUCCAAAUAAAGAACCCACUCUGAAUUAAAUACAAAUACAAAGUAAACAAAUUGAUAUUAUGUGCAUCAGAAUGAUAUUGUCUAAUUGCAAUGAUCCACUCAUCAUUCAAACAUCCAAAUUCUUGCUAACAGCAUGAAACUGAAUUUGCUCCAAGUUGCUAAUUUCUUGUCUAUUAACACUAUAGAUAUUCAAGAACUAUUAAAUAAUAAUGAGACCAUUUCAAUGUGUGCAAGCUUGUCUCAAAAUGGAUUGUUGCAGCUUAACUGAUAAUAAGCUUAUAUGGUGCACUCCUGAAGUCAAAUGCUUACCAAACUGCUUUUUUGAUACUUUGGAAUGUUUUAUAAAUUCAUCUCCGCCCCUAAGAAAGCUGUACCUUUGGAACAGUCUUCCUUGAAACCAUGUUCGGACCAAUAUUCUGGCAAAAUACACAACUAGGGUGAAGAGACAGCUUAACUAAAUCUUGGAGGCAAGGGCUUAGGUUUGGGAAGAUGUAAUAAACUGAACACAGCAUACAAGGUAAGAAGGCAAGGUAGCAAUAAGGGAGAUGAACAAACAUUGGCAAGAAUGGGCAAAGCAUGCAAACCAAAUCAAAAGGAAUGCAUAUCGAAGACAUUUCACACAGUGCCACUAAAUGACGAGGAACAAUCGUCGUCAAUCAUCAACAAUAAGUGCCAAAUCUUAGUCAUGUCACUGUGGGGAAGCACCUGGUACAGGUCACAUCAUUCAUCAUGGGCAAGAAAUACAUAUAGGAUGACUCAGUAACAAUCCUCCAGCAUGUAUCUGCCAACAGUUUCUUUACAGACUAGCAGUGGUGACAAGUCCUCUUGCUGGAGAUAAGGCAAAGGGAAUAGAAUUGCUUAGAUAUUAAAAAUACUAAAAUAUUAAAAAUCAACUGGAUCUUUUAUCUUUGGCUUUGGUAAUGAGACUUUCCAUAAAGAAAUAUAAUAAAUUAUAUCUAGUUUUGAAUUAUGUAUUAAUAAUCACAAAUGUCAGACUAUAUUGUCAAAUGCAAUUAAAAUGAAUAUUUAAACAGUUCUGUUAAGCAUGGCAUGUAUUUAACUUA
Molecule: messenger RNA, 2879 nt
Organism: Hemiscyllium ocellatum (epaulette shark)
Lineage: Eukaryota; Metazoa; Chordata; Chondrichthyes; Orectolobiformes; Hemiscylliidae
Gene: kctd4
Product: potassium channel tetramerization domain containing 4
Exons: 2
Coding region: 123-1145 (340 amino acids)
Biological process (GO): protein homooligomerization
Molecular function (GO): protein binding
Source: RefSeq, a predicted model, not a curated record